Prunus avium (sweet cherry) is the source of this 2863-nucleotide messenger RNA. Its product is annotated as EXS (ERD1/XPR1/SYG1) family protein. Gene Ontology annotation, molecular function: phosphate transmembrane transporter activity; inositol hexakisphosphate binding. Gene Ontology annotation, cellular component: trans-Golgi network; plasma membrane; Golgi apparatus. The record is from RefSeq and is a predicted model, not a curated record. Gene Ontology annotation, biological process: phosphate ion transport; cellular response to phosphate starvation. Lineage: Eukaryota; Viridiplantae; Streptophyta; Magnoliopsida; Rosales; Rosaceae.
UACGCGAAUUUCCCAUUUGACCAAAUUAGCUGUACAAAAAGCAAAGCAAGAACACGCUUGCUCCAAAAAUCAUAUCUUUAUUAUGCCAUUGAGAGCUUCACUGUUGAUCUGCAAAUCCAUUUUGCUCAGGGAGGAAGAAGAUGAAGUUUGGAAAAGAGUUUGUGCCCCAAAUGGUGCCAGAAUGGCAAGAGGCUUACAUGGACUACAACUCUCUCAAGCUUCUCUUGAAAGACAUCUUGUGUUUUAGGCAGUGCAACAAAGUAACAACACCAAUGGCAUCAACUCCUGAAGGGUCAUCGUUGAAGAGAAGGGUGUCUCUCUACAGAGCUUUUAGUGGGCUAACAAGCCGGCAUCGAGGCUCUCCGAAGAAGAAAGAGGACGAAGAGAUUCUUGUUAGUGAAGAAGGGGCAGAAGGGCAGUGGCAGACAAUGUUUUUGAUGUCCUCUGAUGAAGGAGGAGACAUUGAGGUUGUGUUUUUUAAGAGGCUUGAUGAGGAGUUUAAUAAAGUCAUCAACUUUUACAAGAAGAAAGUUGGGGAAGUGGUGGAUGAGGCAGAGGAGUUGAGCAGACAGAUGGAUGCUUUAAUUGCUCUUAGGCUGAAGGUAGAGAAUCCACUGGUGGAACUGGGAGGAACUGAUGUGAUAGACAGAGGAAGCAAUGGGGUUUCCUCGCAAUCAACUGUUCAUCCGACUAGUGGCAGAAGGCCAGGAGGGCUUCAGAUGGAUGUGAUUCCAGAAGUUGAGAUGAGCAAUGAAGGAGAAAUGGAAGAUGAAGAGAGAGGAAGCAAAGAAUCAAAAACCAGUGACCAGAAUAUUAAGGGAUUUAAACCACCUUCACUAGAGAUCCUGGAUCAUGUAAAGAUCAAUGUGACACCUGAAACUCCGGUGUCAACAGUGAAAGGCAUCCUCAAGAGUUCAAAACCAGACUUAUCAUUCAGCAAGAAAGAGUUGAGGAAAGCAGAAGAGCAAAUGACAGAGGCUUUUAAUGAGUUCUACCAAAAGCUUCGGCUUAUAAAAAGUUACUGUUUCCUGAAUCAAUUGGCUUUUUCAAAGAUCAUGAAGAAAUAUGACAAGAUCUCUUCAAGGAAAGCAUCAAAGGCUUACUUGAAUAUGGUGGAUAAUUCUUAUCUCGGAAGCUGUGAUGAAGUAAGUUAUAUAGUUCAUGAACUUAUGGCCUACCAUGAAUCCAAAUUCCAAUCGAUUCCUUGCCAAAAACUUUGCCUUAUGAUCCAUCUUUUGCCUUCACAGGUUACUAGGAUCAUGGAAAGGGUGGAGGCUACGUUCAUAAAGCACUUUACAAAUGGAAAUCGCAGAGAAGGAAUGAAGACAUUAAGACCAAGAGCCAGAAGGGAAAAGCAUAGAAGUACAUUUUUUUUGGGGUUGUUCUCUGGGGUCUCAAUUGCACUUGUAGUAGCCAUUAUUGUGCUUAUACAUGCAAGAAAUAUCCUUAGGAGUGAAGGGCGUGGUCAGUACAUGGAAAACAUAUUUCCUCUAUACAGCUUGUUUGGAUUCAUUGUCCUACAUAUGCUCAUGUUCUCAGCAAACAUAUACUAUUGGAGGCGAUACCGAGUAAAUUAUCCAUUUAUUUUUGGCUUCCAGCGAGGGGCAGAGCUGGGUUACAGGCAGUUUUUCCUUCUCAGUUCAGGUCUUGCAAUUCUCGCCUUGGCUGGUGUCCUCUCAAAUUUGGAUAUGGAGAUGGACCCAAGUACAAAAAGCUUCCGAGCUUUGACUGAAUUAGUCCCUUUGGGCCUAGUCACUGUUGUGCUUCUUAUAAUGUUUUGUCCUUUCAACAUAAUAUAUCGUUCCAGUCGAUUUUUCCUCCUCCAAUGUAUAUUCCAUUGCCUUUGUGCUCCACUUUAUAAGGUUUCCCUCCCAGAUUUUUUCUUGGCAGAUCAGCUUACUAGCCAGGUUCAAGCCUUCAGGAGUUUGGAAUUCUAUGUUUGCUAUUAUGGUUGGGGGGACUUCAAAAAAAGAUCACACAACUGCCUUGACAGCCGUGUAUAUAGAUCUUUCUACUUCAUUGUAGCAAUUAUUCCUUAUUGGAUCCGUUCCCUUCAGUGCCUUCGACGCUUGAUAGAGGAGAAAGAUGGAAUGCAAGGGUUAAAUGGGCUGAAAUACUUUUCAACAAUUCUUGCAGUAGCCAUGAGAACAAGUUUUGAUCUGAAAAAGGGGAUGAAGUGGAAAAUCCUUGCUAUAACUAGUUCAGUUGUGGCAACAAUUGUUAGUACAUAUUGGGAUAUAGUCAUAGAUUGGGGUCUUUUGCGCCGGAAUUCUAGAAACCCUUGGCUUAGAGAUAAACUCCUCAUAUCAAACAAAAGUGUUUAUUUUAUAGCCAUGGUGUUGAAUGUUAUACUGAGACUCGCUUGGAUGCAGUCAGUAUUAGGAAUUAAAGAAGUGCCUUUUGUCCACAGAACAGCCUUAGUUGCAAUAGUUGCCUGUUUAGAAAUUAUUCGUCGUGGCAUUUGGAAUUUCUUUCGGUUGGAGAAUGAGCACUUGAACAAUGUGGGAAAGUAUCGGGCAUUCAAGUCUGUACCCCUACCUUUCAACUAUGACUGUGAUGAGAGCAAGAGCAGAUAAACCUGUAUUCCAUGGACAAAAGAUGGGAAAAGUGAAAGUUAUAGCUUCCUUUUUCUUUUUCUUUUUUUGCAAAGUAAAAAUUCGGCAAUAGGUAGAGGAAUGAGCAGGGUUACGAAUGUCAUGAGAAUCAGAGCAAACUUGUUGCUAUUCAUGACAUAUUAGCGUUCAUGUGCUAAUUGUUCUCUUGAUUUUUGUUUGAAAGAGAGAACAAAAGGAAAAAAUUGAAGAGUCAUACUCAAGAAUCUUGAUGCCAAAGUGUUGAAUACGACUAGAAGUAGAAUCUACAA